Messenger RNA from Xylona heveae TC161, 1575 nucleotides. RefSeq names its product MFS general substrate transporter. Gene Ontology annotation, cellular component: membrane. The record is from RefSeq and is a predicted model, not a curated record. NCBI's taxonomy places the organism in Eukaryota, Fungi, Ascomycota, Xylonomycetes, Xylonales, Xylonaceae. Gene Ontology annotation, biological process: transmembrane transport. The coding region runs from base 1 to 1575 and encodes 524 amino acids. Gene Ontology annotation, molecular function: transmembrane transporter activity. The transcript is spliced from 4 exons.
AUGCACGAGGAUCAGCGACACGAAGGGGAGAUAUCUCCGCUGCUGGGCAGACAAAAGCAAAAAAUCCGGACGUCUACACACUCUCUAUCAUUUUACCAAACGCGAAGCCCCUCGCACGUUGUCGGCCUUCUCUCCAUCUGCACCUUCUGCCUGGCAGGGGCGAGUGCUUUUCUCAACGUGCCAGUGACGCGACUCAUCGAAGACAACUUGUGUCGACGGUAUCUUGGCAACAGCCAUAGGCAAGGCUCUCCAAUUGACGAGCGACUCUGCAAGACCGACCAGAUCCAGUCCAAGCUAGCAUACCUCAAUGGCUCACUCGCCCUCGUGGAAGCCUUAGUUAGUCUUGUUGCUGCAUUCCCCUUUGGAGUCCUGGCCGACAUACUUGGUCGCAAGCCGAUAAUUCUCCUCUCAUCUGUAGGAUCUCUGCUUUCUUUGGCCUGGGUAUUAGCCGUAAUUGCUCUUCCCCAGAUCAUAUCAGUGCAAUUCAUUCUAGCCGGCCCGCUGUUCACUGUUGUAGGCGGUGGAAGCACCGUUCUAGUGGCUAACUUGUACUCCAUCCUAUCGGAUGUCGUGCCUGAUACAGAUAGAGCAUCUGCCUUUUUCUACAUGGCAUUUGCAAGUCUAGUUGGUGCCUCCGUUGGCCCAGCCAUCUCUUCCAGACUCAUGGAGUCCUUCUCGCCCUGGGUCCCGGCCCUCUUCGGCUUUUUUGCAGUGCCGAUCGGCGUGAGCGUGCUGGCCUUUGUACCUGAAACGUUUGCCCCAUCGAAGCUAGAUCCUACCCGCGAGGAAGAACAUGCCGGGUCAGGAGAAGCACAGCCCAAUGCCUUCAAAUCGCACUUAACCCAGUCCCUGCGACUCCUCAAAGUCUCUUUCAUGAUGCUUCACUCUCCCUCGCUCGUCCUCGUUCUGGCCACCUUUCUGACAUGCAUGCCGGAGUCCCUUGCCACAUCGCAGCUGUUCACGCAGUACGUGAGCAAGCGCUUCGACUGGCCACUCUCCAAGGCAGGAUAUCUCCUUACCAUCCGCGGCAUUGUCCAAAUGGGGGUCUUGCUUGUGGCGCUCCCACUCCUUUCUAAGCUGCUUCUACAGUGGCAGCACCCGGCCGGAAAGGACCUCACUCUAGCUCGCGUCUCAGCUACGUUCGCCGCUUCCGGAUCUCUUUACAUAGCUGCGUCGCAGAUAGGUCUUGUAAUCUCCGGCAUCACGCUGCAUACCUUUGGGGCUGGCCUGGCGCCGCUGUGUCGGUCGCUGGCCACCAGCUACCUGGCCCCACAGGAUACGUCAAAGCUUAACACGCUGAUUGGUAUCAUCGAAACCACAGGAUCUCUGUUUGCGGGACCUGCGCUCGCAUGGCUGUUCUCGAUGGGAAUGAAGCUGAAAGGAGCAUGGCUCGGGCUGCCAUAUUUUGCCUUGGCGGCUUUGUUCGUGCUGUGCUUGCUGGUACUCUUCGGUGUCAGCGCUCCUCAGCGGGACGGGGCUGAGGAUGGAUACGAUGGAGAAGGAGGCCUGCAGCAACGCCAUCCUCGGUCCACAGAAGGAGAUCUGGACCAAGAGGCAGGAAUACAGCAGACAUAG